Molecule: messenger RNA, 1818 nt
Organism: Miscanthus lutarioriparius
Lineage: Eukaryota; Viridiplantae; Streptophyta; Magnoliopsida; Poales; Poaceae
Source: the annotation of a GenBank genome assembly
AUGGCCAAUGAGCAUUCUGGAGCUGAAACUAGCCUAUUAGGCUUAAGAUUGAAUAAAGAUGAAUUGCUUAAGAUGAUCUGGAAAGAGUUUUCUCAAGAUAUUAGAGCAAAAGGAAGAUACGGACCUACUAUUGCUUCUCUUAAUGUUCCGGACACACAAUCUUCUGUUACAACGCUACCACUAAAGCCUUCCAAAUUAUAUGCUCACAUUCUCAGAAUUGGGACUUGGCAGUGGACGUCGAGGUAUGAUGGAGAUCUUGUUGCAAAGUUUUACUAUGCAAACAAUAGAUUGGUCUGGGAGAUUCUCGAUGCAGGUCUAAAGAGGAAGAUUGAGAUAAAUUGGGAGAAUAUAUCUGCCUUGAAGGUGAUUUGCCCAGAUGGUGGACCUGGAACUCUCGAGAUUAUGUUGUAUCAGAGGCCAAGAUUUUUUAGAGAAACCAACCAGCAGCCAGGAAAGACUACAAUGUGGCUAGGGACCAAAGAUUUUACUGGUGGGCAAGCAAGCAUACACAGAAGGCAUGUUCUGCAGUGUGCAACAGAGAUAUUGAACAAACACAUUGUGAAACUUCUCUCCAGUAACUAUCGUCUAUAUUCAUUGAGCCAGGAAGACAAUAUUGUUCAGCUUGAUCCUUAUUUUGAGCAAGGGUAUUCAGAGUCUCAAGUUCCUGAGAGUUCCAACGCCAAUGAUUUAUAUCACUGUUAUGAUUAUCAACGGUUUUGGGGACAAAAAUUUGGGGAGAAGGUUUCUAUGUCAGUUGGAACAAACAUUGGUGAAAGAAAUCAUAAUGGAUCCCAGAAUGGCAUGUCUACACUCGACCCAAGCUCAGCUUCUGGUCGUUCCUUAGUGGCCACAGGAGCCCCUUCUGGAGGCCUCCAACAGCACACGAACAUGUUUAACCGGUGCAGCACCUCGUCCUUGCAAAAACCUACACAGAAUCCUUAUCUUGAACAAUGGCGCUCAGAACCUGAAAUCCUAGAGAAUUCCAGUGCACAAGAUUUAUAUCGCCGUAAUGAUUAUCAACAAUUUGUGGGACCACAAUUCAGAGAAACAAUUCCCAUGUCAAUUGGAACAAACAUCAUAAGGAGAAAUCAUAAUGGAUUGCUGGAUGGCAUGCCUAUACUGACCCGAUGCUCAGAUCUUGGCCAUUCCUCUGCGGUCACAGGUGGUCCUUCAGGUGGCCUUGAGCAGCACAGGAACAUGCUCAAUUGGAGUCGCGUAUCCUCAGAAACGCUUCACCAGGCACAGCUCAAUUUCUCCAGUGGCCGUGCCCCUGUGUUCACAGAAACUACUUCUGACAGCCUUCAACAGAGUAUAAACAUGUUCUACAGUAGCAGCUCGUCCUUGCAAACGACACCUUGCAAGAUCGUCACCAGUGGUAGCAGGAUCAUGGACGACGAUGCUGCGAACUACAUGGCCAAUCCAAGGAAACGGCCGAACCUUCUCACCAGCAUGGGUGCCUAUGCAGACAGCCAUGUACGUCCAGAAGACGUCAGGAAGCUCGUCAAGGACGACAUUAUUAGGCGAAGCAGCAUGAGGGAGCUGGAGCUAAGCCACUAUGCUUUCAACGACACUACAACAACACAGAGAUUCAAGCAGAACAUCAGUUCAGCAACAAUGGACGACGCAAUGGUGCUUGAGAAGAUAUCCCGUGAUCUCCUUGAAGACAGCGACAUGGAGAUGGAGCCAACAGGCGCUUCUGAAGAUGCCAUACUAAUGUCAACGAUGAUCAACUCCCUCUCCAACCUGCUCCAGCCACAGGAGGUGGAUGAUCCAGAUGCAGGAAGCAGUGGCACUGGCGCCGGAGGUGGCAGCUCGUGA